CGUUCGCCGCCGCCGCCCAGCCCGGCUGCACCGGCCGGGGGCACCGUCGGGACCGGGAGCACCGGGAGCACCGGGGGAACCGGGGGGUACCGGGGGGUACCGGGGCACCGGCCCCGCACAAUGAUCUGCGGCAGGAAGGCUCGUCCCGCCGCCGAGCAGCCCCGCUCCCCGUCGGACGGCUCCGGUGGCCCCCGCCGGCCCGGCAGAGCCUUGAAGAAAAUGGGCCUGACGGAGGACGAGGACAUCCAGCGGAUGCUGCGGGGGUCCCUGCUCCGGAAGAUCAAGUCCCGGGGGGGCCCCAGGGAGCGGCUCUUCUGCCUGCAGGAGGACGGGGUGACUGUCUGCUUCGAGGGGCGCUUCGGACGCGCUCGCUCCCAGCAGAGCUUCUCGGUGAUGCACAUCGAGGGGGUGCGUGAGGGACACCAGUCAGAGGGUCUACGCAAGUACGGUGCCGCCUUCCCCGAGCGCCACUGCUUCACCCUCGUCUUCAAGGGCAAGCGCAAGAACCUCGACCUGGCUGCGCGGGGCGAGGAGGAUGCCCGCCACUGGGUGCAAGGUCUCACCAAGCUGAUGGGGCGGCUGCAAGCCAUGAGUCAACCGGAGAAGCUCGACCACUGGAUCCAUGGGGUCCUGCAGCGAGCAGACAGGAAUAAGGACAACAAGAUGUCCUUCCGGGAGGUAAAGAGCAUGCUGAGGAUGAUCAACAUCUACAUGGAUGAUGUCUACGCCUACAAGCUCUUCAAGGAGUGCGACCACUCGGGUGACGAGCGCCUGGAGGGCCGGGAGGUGGAGGAGUUUUGCCGACGGCUGCUGCGGCGGCCGGAGCUGGAGGAGCUUUUCGGGCGUUAUUCGGGCGAGGACCGUGUCCUGUCGGCUGAGGAGCUGCGGGAUUUCCUACGGGAUCAGGGCGAGGACGCCAGCCUGCGCCAGGCCCGUGCCGUCAUCCGCGCCUAUGAGCUCAACGAGAAGGCCAGGCAGCAGGACCUGAUGAUGCUGGAUGGCUUCAUGAUGUACCUCCUCUCGGCUGCUGGUGACAUCCUCAACCAGGAGCACACCAAGGUGCACCAGGACAUGAGCCAGCCCCUGUGCCACUACUUCAUCUCUUCCUCCCACAACACCUACCUGACCCACAACCAGAUCGGCGGCACCAGCAGCACCGAAGCCUAUGUCAGGGCACUGAUGGCGGGGUGCCGCUGCGUGGAGCUGGACUGCUGGGAGGGCUCUGAUGGGGAACCUGUCGUCUACCAUGGCCACACGCUUACCUCCAAAAUCCUCUUCCGCGAUGUCAUUGAGAGCAUCCGUGACUAUGCCUUCAAGCAAUCGCCCUACCCAGUCAUCCUGUCCCUGGAGAACCACUGUGGGCUGGAGCAGCAGGCCACCAUGGCCCGGCACAUGAAGGCCAUCCUGGGGGACAUGCUGCUGACGCAGCCGCUGGAGGGGCAGGACCCCCACAACCUGCCGUCCCCGGAGCAGCUGAAGGGGAAAGUCCUGGUGAAGGGCAAGAAGCUGCCAGAGCCAUGGCAUGAGCACCGGGGUGUCACCUCCCUUCUGGACCCUGAGGAGGAGGAAGAGGAGGAGGAGGAAGAGGAAGAGGAGGAGAAGCUGCAGGAGAGAAACAGCCGGCGGUCGCUGCAGUCGCUGCAGGAGAUCAAACCUCUGCAGGCCAAGGAUGCCUCGCAGGUGGCCCCAGAGCUGUCGGCCGUGGUGGUGUACUGCCAGGCUGUCCCCUUCCCCGGCCUGGCCCAUGCCCUGCGCCACCCCCGGCCCUGCGAGAUGUCGUCCUUCAGCGAGAGGAAGGCUCGGAAGCUCAUCAAGGAGGCGGGCCCGGCGCUGGUCCAGUACAAUGCCCAGCAGCUCAGCCGCGUCUACCCGCUGGGGCUGAAGAUGAACUCCUCCAACUACAACCCCCAGGAGAUGUGGAACGCCGGCUGCCAGCUGGUGGCCCUCAACUUCCAGACACCAGGCUAUGAGAUGGACCUGAACGCUGGGCGCUUCCUGGGCAACGGGUGCUGUGGCUACGUGCUGAAGCCCCCCUGCCUGCGCAGCCCCCCCGGAGAGGGGACCCACCGCCUGGCGCUGCACGUCAGGGUGAUCACGGCGCAGCAGCUGCCCAAGCUGAACAGGGAGAAGGGGAGCUCCAUCGUGGACCCCUUCGUGCGGGUGGAGAUCCACGGCGUCCCGGCCGACUGCAGCAAGCAGCAGACCCACCACAAGCUCAACAACGGUGAGCGUCUGCCAGGCCACCACGGCCCGGCCACCGGUCCCCAGGGACACCCCAGGGCACCCAAACCUUGGGGACACCCCCAGGGCACCCCGAUCUCCAGGGCACCUUGUCCUCAGGAGCACCCCGAUCCCAGGGUCAGCCCAGGGCACCCUGAUCCUGGGGGCACCCCAGAGCACCCUGAUCCUGGGGGGUGGCAGAGCCCUCGGGCACCCAACACCCCGGGCACCCGCUGGCCCCUGCACCCCAGCUGCCACCCCUGUUGAGCCAGUGCCCAGGACACCCCAGUCCCCCCAGUGCACCCCAGUCCUGCAGUGCCCCAUCCCCAGCACAGCCUUAUCACCACUAGUGGCAGGGCCCCAGCAUGUCCCAGUUCUCCCCAGUGCUGCUCCCUCCUGCCUCUAGUAUAUCUAGCACAAGCCCAGUAUGACCCCCAUUCUCCCCAGUAUACUUCAGCCCAACCCCAGUAUGACCCCCAUUCCAGCAGUAUAGCCCAGCCUGGCCCCAGUAGGACCCACAUUCCCCCAUUAUAGCCCAUCACAGUUCUAGUAUGACCCCCAUUCGCCAAGUACAGCCCAGCCUGGCCCCAGUAUGACUCCCAUUCCCCCAGUAUACCCCAUCACAGUUCUAGUAUGACCCCCAUUCGCCCAGUACAGCCCAGCCUGGCCCCAGUAUGACCCCCAUUCCCCCAGUAUACCCCAUCACAGUCCUAGUGUGACCCCCAUUCCCCCAGUAUACCCCAUCACAGUCCUAGUGUGACCCCCAUUCCCCCAGUAUAGCCCAGCCUGACCCCAGUAUGACUCCCAUUCCCGCAGUAUACGCCAUCACAGUCCUAGUAUGAGCCCCAGUCCAGCCCAGUCCAGCCCCAUUAUGACCCCCAUUCCACCAGUAUAGCCCAGCCUGGCCCCAGUAUGAACCCCAUUCCACCAGUAUACCCCAUCAUGGCCCCGCUAUGACACCUCUUCCCCAGUAUACCCCAUCACAGUCCUAGUGCGACCCCCAUUCCCCCAGUACAGCCCAGCCUGACCCCAGUAUCACCCCCAUUCCCCCAGUCUGCCCCACUCCCCACAGACCCCAGUGCAGGAUGGCGGCUAAGCUGGGGCAGGGGUGAGCGCAGUGGAGGGUCGCACUGGUCCCCACGCCCAGGGCAGUGGGUGGCCCUGGUGGCCGCGGUGGCAGCGCCCACCCCCCCCCCCGUCCUGGUGCCAUAGGCUUCAACCCACGCUGGGAGGAGACGCUGAGCUUCCAGCUGCGGGCGCCUGAGCUGGCCCUGGUGCGCUUUGUGGUGGAGGACUACGACAGCACCUCCUGCAACGACUUCGUGGGGC
Molecule: messenger RNA, 3549 nt
Organism: Aquila chrysaetos chrysaetos
Lineage: Eukaryota; Metazoa; Chordata; Aves; Accipitriformes; Accipitridae
Gene: PLCD3
Product: phospholipase C delta 3
Exons: 14
Coding region: 121-2487 (788 amino acids)
Biological process (GO): intracellular signal transduction; lipid metabolic process
Molecular function (GO): phosphatidylinositol-4,5-bisphosphate phospholipase C activity; calcium ion binding
Source: RefSeq, a predicted model, not a curated record